AUGAUACUGAAAAAAUCAUAUCUGGCUACACUUUUAGCCUUGCUGAUUCGAAUUUUAUUAGUUUCAGCAGAUUCAACUGUUUAUUCAAGAACAUAUUGGACGGGAACUACUGCUUCAACAUACUCGACUUCUUAUGAUGUCAAUGGUAUUCUAAUCCAUGAUACUACUACGUUUUAUUGGAUUUAUACUCCUAGAGUAACACUCUCAACUACCACUACUUCUUUUAAUACCAAUGUUCCAUCAUUAACAACUAGUACAAUAGUUAUUACUAGCAUAGGGGCUGACGGUUAUGAAACAUAUAUCACAUCAACUUUAGUAUACUAUCCUCUUUAUACUAGUCCAACAACUGUUACUACAAGAAGAACCUUUUUUUCAAGUUACACAUCUACCUAUUCAACCUUGUAUAAUACUAUUGUUGGAGAUGAUGGCUCAACAACAACAGAUAUUACAUAUUAUAUUGCUAUUCCAGAUAUGUUUUACAAAUCUUCAACUACUGAAGGUUGGACUGGUAGUUAUUUAUGGACUCAUGCUACUUCCACUGUUGUUACAACAGGUAAUGAUGGUAUUUCAACUACAGGUACUGUUUAUUACGUCUAUACUACAAGAAACGCAGGUUUAACUACAUUCGUUCCAUGGACUGGAACCUAUACAACCUUCUAUUCUACCGGUUUGACCUCAUUUGGUGGGAUUAUUGGUGUUGGUCAAACCACCUCUACUUUGUACUGGGUUUACACCCCUAUUCGUGGAAGUACUUCCCGUAGAACUACUUGGAGUUCUAUAGAUCAUACUACUACAUGGUCUACCUCCAUUUUAACUACAACUGAUGCUCAAGGUAAUGCAACAACUGAAACUAUUUACUUUGUUGCCACUCCAGUUCGUCGUGCCACAUCUACAGUUUCAACGACAAGUAAUUUUAGUUCGGCAUCUACUUAUACUUACUCCACUAUAUUUAAUACUGUAAUUGACGGGGAUGGCAAUACCACUACAGAAACUACAUACUAUGUAGCUAUUCCUACCAACUUUUUAUAUUCUACUUCUAUCGAAGGUUGGACUGGUAACUACCUCUGGACUCAUGCUACUUCCACUGUUGUUACAACAGGUAAUGAUGGUAUUUCAACUACAGGUACUGUUUAUUACGUCUAUACUACAAGAAACGCAGGUUUAACUACAUUCGUUCCAUGGACUGGAACCUAUACAACCUUCUAUUCUACCGGUUUGACCUCAUUUGGUGGGAUUGUCGGUGUUGGUCAAACCACCUCUACUUUGUACUGGGUUUACACCCCUAUUCGUGGAAGUACUUCCCGUAGAACUACUUGGAGUUCUAUAGAUCAUACUACUACAUGGUCUACCUCCAUUUUAACUACAACUGAUGCUCAAGGUAAUGCAACAACUGAAACUAUUUACUUUGUUGCCACUCCAGUUCGUCGUGUCACAUCUACAGUUUCAACGACAAGUAAUUUUAGUUCGGCGUCUACUUAUACUUACUCCACUAUAUUUAAUACUGUAAUUGACGGGGAUGGCAAUACCACUACAGAAACUACAUACUAUGUAGCUAUCCCUACGAACUUUUUGCAUUCUACCACUACAGAUGGUUGGACUGGUAGUUAUUUAUGGACUCAUUCAACUGCAAUUACUGUUACAACAGGUAAUGAUGGUAUUUCAACUACGGGUACCAUUUAUUACGUCUAUACUACAAGAAAUGCAGGUUUAACUACAUUCGUUCCAUGGACUGGAACCUAUACAACCUUCUAUUCUACCGGUUUGACCUCAUUUGGUGGGAUUAUUGGUGUUGGCCAAACUACAUCUACUGUGUACUGGGUUUACACUCCUAUUCGUAACACCACAGUAACUAGAACAACCUGGAGUUCUAUUGAUUAUACAACAACUUGGUCUACAAAGUACGCAACUUUUGUUGGUGCUGAUCAUGAAAGUACUACUGAAACUUAUUAUUUUAUUGCUACCCCUGUACGUCGUGUUACGUCCACAGUCUCAACAACAAGUAAGUUUAGUUCUGCCUCUACUUAUACUUAUUCAACUAUUUAUAACACGAUAACCGAUGAGGACGGGCAAACAUUUACAGAAACAACUUACUACGUUGCUAUCCCUACUAACUUUUUGUAUGCUACUACCACUGAGGGCUGGACUGGUUUCUUUUUAACUACACAUGCGACUUCCACUGUUGUUACCACCGGUGAUGAUGGAAUUUUAACUACCGGUACUAUCUAUUAUGUUUACACUUCUCGUGUUCCUGGUGUAACAGUAACAACUCCAUGGACAGGUACCUACACAACAUAUUACUCCACGUAUACAAGUUAUGAUGCAUUUUUAGGUAUUACCUAUGAUACAACUACUUACUAUUAUGUUAAGAUUCCCUAUUAUGAAACAUUUUCAUCUACUACUACUUAUAGUACGCACCAAUAUACAACCACAUAUUCUACUGAAUAUUUGUCAUUUACAGAUUUAGAUGGCAAUGUCACUACACAAAUCAUUUAUCAUGUUUAUACCCCAACACGUCGUGAUACCAGUACUUAUACCAUCAAGAGUAGUUCUUUUGGUGGAACACUAACAUCUACAUUUGCCACCUUCUACUCUACAGUAACAGAUGAAGAUGGUAAUGAGACUACCCAGACAACUUAUUAUAUUGCCAUUCCAACCGAUCUAUAUAAAACCACAACAACUGAAGUGUGGACUGGUCGUUACACUAUAACUUAUUACAUCAGUAAAACAACAGCAAAAGGAACUGAUGGAUAUUCUACCGAAAAAACAGUUUACUAUGUUCAUACACCUACUCCUGAUGGUGGUAAGUGGCUCACAACUUAUUGGUCGGGUACUUACACAACAUAUAGUCAAAGUGGUUAUACAUUAGCUUUUGGUUUCAAAGGUAUCUUCUUCGGGUUGUGGGUCUAUCCUCAAUAUAUUUUAAAAACGCCGAUUCGUAGAACAACUUUGUUCAGCUGGACUAGUAACUGGAAUCUACAAACUACUUCUACUUCCUCUCGUGUAACUACCUUUGUCGGGCUGGACCGGGAAUCAACAACUGAGACUAUUUACUUUGUUUUUGCGCCUGCUCCUACUGUUUCAUCGUUCAUUUACUCACAAGGUACAUUCACCUCUUCAACCACAGUGACUACGUCUACUUUUACCACUACUGUUGGCGGAGCUUAUGAUUAUUCAUGGGCCAUUGUGUAUUAUGUGGUUCUACCUGUUGAUGUUGCACAAUCUACAGUAAUGACUCAAUGGACUGGUACAUAUGUUACAACAAGUACCAUUUUUGUGACAACUAUUACUGAUUCAGAAGGAUUUUCUUCGAUUUAUACUGUUUAUGUUGUCCAAACCCCAGUUCUAAGUGCAUCCUACACAUAUAUUCCUUGGACUGGAACAUACACAUCAACGAUUUUAACCAGUGUUUACACAACUUUAGAUUACUAUGAUAACUUUUUGGCUUCCUGGACGCAUACUAUUUUUAUUAUUCAAACACCUAUCCGUUUGUCUACUUCCUAUGACUUUUCAUAUUGGACAGGUACGAAUUAUUCAACUUAUUCGACUGAUAUCGUCACAAUUACCGAUGUUUGGGGGAAUGCAACUACAGAAACAAUUUACUAUGUUGUAACACCUACUCGUGUUAUCUAUACUACUGAAUUGUUUCCACAAAGUAAUGCAGGUACUAGUACUUUCAGUACUGGGGUUACUACUUUCACUGGUAAAGAUGGCUUAGAAACAACUGAAACUAUCUAUUCCGUUCUUAUCCCAGUAGAUUCAAAAUUGAGCACCGUUUUUAGUUCAUGGGAUAAGGAUUACAUAAGUGAAUUAUCUACAGUUACUUCUGGAGGAACUACUAUUAUUUAUAUUGUCACACCAAUUGACACUGGUAUUUUUAUUUACCUACCAUGGGCUGGUGACUAUACAUCCACUAUUUUGACAUCCACAUCUUACAGUUUUGGUUAUUCAGGUACAUUUUUAGGUGGUUGGGAUCGUAUUGUAUAUGUCGUCGAAACACCAAUUCGUUCUCUAAUAUCCACUAGUUAUUCUGCUUGGCCAUCUCCAAAUAAGACAUCUACAUUCAAAACAAUUGUUACUACUUUUACUGGCAAAGAUAAAGAAGAAACGACUGAAACAUUAUAUUUAGUUUAUACUCCUUAUAGAGUAACUAGUACUACUACCACUACUGGGUACGGUCAAGAAGGAAUAGAGACAUUUACGACUACUACAAGGACAUUUACUGGUACUGACGGUGAAGAGACUACUGAAACUAUUUAUAUUGUCGGAACACCUGAUCAUGAAAGAACGUCCACCAGUUAUACAGCUUGGUCCAGUGAUGUAUCACUAACUUUUUCCACUUUUGUUACUACAUACACGAAUGAAAAUGAUUUUGUAAUUACUGAAACAAUAUACUUCGUGAGUACACCAUACCGUUUUUACACGACCACAAGCUUAUCUGGUAUUCUUAAUAUAUCUAGGGUAACAUACCAGACAAUUCUAACAACAUUCACUGAUGCAGAUGGUAAUGAAACAACUGAAACAACAUAUUUAGUAUACACUCCUAUUAUAAAAUCUACAUCAACUUCAUACACAGCUGUUGAUAACAUAGAUGGUACCUUUACUUACUCUACUGAGGUGAUAACCUUAACAGACAGUCAAGGUGAUGGGUUUACAAAUACUAUCUAUUUUGUUAUGACUCCUAUCCGUGGAAGCAUUGUCACGUCUUUUACUGCAUCUGGUGCCAUUACCAGUACUUAUUCUACAUCCAUUUUUACUACAAUCAAUUCUGAAGGUGAUGAAAUCACAGAAACUAUUUAUUUUGUUAUGACACCUGCAAGGGAAAUUACUUCUACAACUUCAUCAUACUGGUCUGUAAGAUCGUUGUCUACAUAUUCCACUAUGAUUGAAACCAUCACGGAUGAAUUUGGUAAUGAAUCAACUGAAACAAUUUAUUUUGUAUACGGACCUCAUUAUGAAGUAACAAGAACAACUUAUGUCGGUGGAGCUGUAACAGCUGAUGCAACUGUUACAACAUUUAUUACGACAUUUAGUGACAAGGAAGGUUUCUGGACUACUGAAACUAUUUUUGUUAUAGAAACUCCAUUUGCAUCUUCCACAGAAUCCUCUUACGAAUUUUCAUCAUAUUCAAAUGGUUCUUUUGUAAGUUCCGUUCCAGAUUCUCUAUAUGAAAGUUCAUUCCUUUCUGAAAGUAUUAUGUACAACACCUCUUCUGUUGAAUCAACAAUGGAAUCUUCAAUUGCUUCUGAAAGUAUUAUGUACAACACAUCCUCUUCCGAAUCAUUAAUGGUAUCUGAAAGUGGUAUGUACAACACCUCUUCUGUCGAAUCAACAAUUGAAUCUUCAAUUGCUUCUGAAAGUAUUAUGUACAACACCUCUUCUGUUGAAUCAACAAUGGAAUCUUCAAUUGCUUCUGAAAGUAUUAUGUACAACACAUCCUCUUCCGAAUCAUUAAUGGUAUCUGAAAGUGGUAUGUACAACACCUCUUCUGUCGAAUCAACAAUUGAAUCUUCAAUUUCUUCUGAAAGUAUUAUGUACAACACCUCUUCUGUUGAAUCAACAAUGGAAUCUUCAAUUGCUUCUGAAAGUAUUAUGUACAACACAUCCUCUUCCGAAUCAUUAAUGGUAUCUGAAAGUGGUAUGUACAACACCUCUUCUGUCGAAUCAACAAUUGAAUCUUCAAUUGCUUCUGAAAGUAUUAUGUACAACACCUCUUCUGUUGAAUCAACAAUGGAAUCUUCAAUUGCUUCUGAAAGUAUUAUGUACAACACAUCCUCUUCCGAAUCAUUAAUGGUAUCUGAAAGUGGUAUGUACAACACCUCUUCUGUCGAAUCAACAAUUGAAUCUUCAAUUUCUUCUGAAAGUAUUAUGUACAACACCUCUUCUGUGGAAUCAACAAUGAAAUCUUCAAUUGCUUCUGAAAGUGGUAUGUACAACACCUCUUCUGUCGAAUCAACAAUUGAAUCUUCAAUUGCUUCUGAAAGUGGUAUGUACAACACCUCUUCUUCAGAAUCAUGGAUUGAAUCUUCAAUUGCUUCUGAAAGUGCUAUGUACAACACCUCUUCUUCAGAAUCAUGGAUUGAAUCUUCAAUUGUUUCUGGUAGUGCUAUGCACAACACCUCUUCUUUCGAAUCAUCGAUUGAAUCUUCAAUUGUUUCUGGAAGUGCUAUGCACAACACCUCUUCUUUCGAAUCAUCAAUGAUAUCCGAAAGUGAUAUUUUAAACAAUUCUUCCAUAGAAUCCAUAGAAAUGACUGAUACGAGUGGAUAUAGCUCAUAUGUAUCAGAUAAUUCAAUUACUUCUAUUACUUCUAACUCAACUAAAACAUUAGAAUCUUCUAAAAAAUCAUCAUCACAAAUACAAGAAACCGGUUCUGAAAAUAUAGAAACUUACACAACAAUUUCAAACAGUACGGUCGAAAUGUCUUACACCAAUUCUGAUAAGAAUACUGAAUCAAUAACAAGCCAACAAUCAUACGAUCACUCAGAAUACACUUCCACCGACUCUGAAGGUAAUGUUACCACCGGUACCACUACCUACCCAGUCUCUCACACCAGUGAAGAAGAAUUGACUACUUCUACUUACACUUCCACCGACUCUGAAGGUAAUGUUACCACCGGUACCACUACCUACCCAGUCUCUCACACCAGUGAAGAAGAAUUGACUACUUCUACUUACACUUCCACUGACUCUGAAGGUAAUGUUACCACCGGUACCACUACCUACCCAGUCUCUCACACCAGUGAAGAAGAAUUGACUACUUCUACUUACACUUCCACCGACUCUGAAGGUAAUGUUACCACCGGUACCACUACCUACCCAGUCUCUCACACCAGUGAAGAAGAAGUCACCACUUCUACUUACACUUCCACCGACUCUGAAGGUAAUGUUACCACCGGUACCACUACCUACCCAGUCUCUCACACCAGUGAAGAAGAAGUCACCACUUCUACUUACACUUCCACCGACUCUGAAGGUAAUGUUACCACCGGUACCACUACCUACCCAGUCUCUCACACCAGUGAAGAAGAAGUCACCACUUCUACUUACACUUCCACCGACUCUGAAGGUAAUGUUACCACCGGUACCACUACCUACCCAGUCUCUCACACCAGUGAAGAAGAAGUCACCACUUCUACUUACACUUCCACCGACUCUGAAGGUAAUGUUACCACCGGUACCACUACCUACCCAGUCUCUCACACCAGUGAAGAAGAAGUCACCACUUCUACUUACACUUCCACCGACUCUGAAGGUAAUGUUACCACCGGUACCACUACCUACCCAGUCUCUCACACCAGUGAAGAAGAAGUCACCACUUCUACUUACACUUCCACCGACUCUGAAGGUAAUGUUACCACCGGUACCACUACCUACCCAGUCUCUCACACCAGUGAAGAAGAAUUGACUACUUCUACUUACACUUCCACCGACUCUGAAGGUAAUGUUACCACCGGUACCACUACCUACCCAGUCUCUCACACCAGUGAAGAAGAAGUCACCACUUCUACUUACACUUCCACCGACUCUGAAGGUAAUGUUACCACCGGUACCACUACCUACCCAGUCUCUCACACCAGUGAAGAAGAAGUCACCACUUCUACUUACACUUCCACCGACUCUGAAGGUAAUGUUACCACCGGUACCACUACCUACCCAGUCUCUCACACCAGUGAAGAAGAAGUCACCACUUCUACUUACACUUCCACUGACUCUGAAGGUAAUGUUACCACCGGUACCACUACCUACCCAGUCUCUCACACCAGUGAAGAAGAAUUGACUACUUCUACUUACACUUCCACCGACUCUGAAGGUAAUGUUACCACCGGUACCACUACCUACCCAGUCUCUCACACCAGUGAAGAAGAAGUCACCACUUCUACUUACACUUCCACCGACUCUGAAGGUAAUGUUACCACCGGUACCACUACCUACCCAGUCUCUCACACUUCUGAAGAAGAAUUGACUACUUCUACUUACACUUCCACCGACUCUGAAGGCAAUGUUACCACCGGUACCACUACCUACCCAGUCUCUCACACCAGUGAAGAAGAAUUGACUACUUCUACUUACACUUCCACCGACUCUGAAGGUAAUGUUACCACCGGUACCACUACUUUGGAUUGGUCCGAGGUUUCUAGUUCUUCAGUGUUAGUCACUGAAAAUGUCUCUACAGUAACUGUUACUAUGUCUGAUGGUAAUGUAGUGACUUUGACAACUACAGUUCCAUGUUCUACUUCAGUUGCUUCAUCUAAACCAACAGAUAACACUGUUACUCACAUUACUACAACCGACUCUGCUGGUCACACAACUGUUAUAACCUCAUCAGUCCCACCAUCUUCUGUUGCUAGUGAAACUACUAAACCAACAGAUAACACUGUUACUCACAUUACUACAACCGACUCUGCUGGUCACACAACUGUUAUAACCUCAUCAGUCCCACCAUCUUCUGUUGCUAGUGAAACUACUAAGCCAACAGAUAACACUGUUACUCACAUUACUUCAACCGACUCUGCUGGUCACACAACUGUUAUAACCUCAUCAGUCCCACCAUCUUCUGUUGCUAGUGAAACUACUAAGCCAACAGAUAACACUGUUACUCACAUUACUACAACCGACUCUGCUGGUCACACAACUGUUAUAACCUCAUCAGUCCCACCAUCUUCUGUUGCUAGUGAAACUUCUAAACCAACAGAUAACACUGCGACCCACAUUACUACAACCGACUCUGCUGGUCAAACAACUGUGAUAACCUCAUCUGUUCCAACUUCUGAUACACAAAGUGUGACUACAUUGGUUCCACCAGGUAGCUCUAUGUCGACCGUAUCAUCAGACUUGAAUACUUCUGCCAGUGAUGGUGUCACAUCAUCUGGAUCUAACCCAUCUGCUACUGUAGGUAUCUCAUCUUCUUAUGAAGGUGCCGCUGUAUCAAAUAAGAUAAAUAAUUCCUUAUCCGGUUUGAUUGGUAUGAUUGUUUUGGCAAUUUUGGUUUAG
Vanderwaltozyma polyspora DSM 70294 is the source of this 8991-nucleotide messenger RNA. RefSeq lists its product as uncharacterized. The transcript has a single exon. NCBI's taxonomy places the organism in Eukaryota, Fungi, Ascomycota, Saccharomycetes, Saccharomycetales, Saccharomycetaceae. Gene Ontology annotation, biological process: flocculation. Bases 1 to 8991 code for a protein of 2996 amino acids. The record is from RefSeq and is a predicted model, not a curated record.